This is a messenger RNA of Drosophila willistoni, 1742 nucleotides long. RefSeq names its product facilitated trehalose transporter Tret1. Gene Ontology annotation, molecular function: sugar transmembrane transporter activity. Bases 101 to 1570 code for a protein of 489 amino acids. The record is from RefSeq and is a predicted model, not a curated record. Lineage: Eukaryota; Metazoa; Arthropoda; Insecta; Diptera; Drosophilidae. Gene Ontology annotation, biological process: transmembrane transport; carbohydrate transport. The transcript has 3 exons. Gene Ontology annotation, cellular component: membrane.
GCGAGUAACCGUCUAGUUCGAGCAGCUAGUCCAAAAAAUCCUUUAAGGAUUUCUCUUCUAUUCUUUCUGCCACACGUGAGGUGACAACCGUUUUUCCACAAUGAGUUCGACCGAGCAGACAACAAGUGUUCAAUAUUCCUAUACGGAAGUUAAUUCUUUUCAAAUGAGCGAAGGAUAUUCAAGAAAGAUGACACCCGAACCAGUUAAAACGGGACGCAUUUUCUUGGCUGCUGUGGCAGCCAAUAUGUCAGCCUUUGUGGUUGGCACUUGUCUGGGCUGGACAUCGCCCAUUGGACCCAAGCUGAAGAGUGAAGAUACCUCGGAUUCACCAUUAAGUAGACCCAUCACUGCUGAGGAAGAUGCCUGGAUUUCAUCUUUGAUUGCCAUUGGAGCUUUGGUGGCUCCAUUUGCGGCCGGACCGCUGGCAGAUCGCAUUGGACGCAAAUGGGUAUUGCUAUCGAGCAGCCUUUUCUUUGUAUUGGCCUUCAUUCUCAAUAUGGUUGCCUCAGAGGUUUGGAUCCUGUACCUGUCCCGAUUGAUUCAGGGCUUUGGAGUGGGCUUCGUCAUGACUGUACAGCCCAUGUAUGUGGGUGAAAUCUCAACGGAUAAUGUGCGUGGUGCCGUUGGUUCUCUGAUGCAAUUGUUUAUAGUGGCUGGCAUUUUAUAUGUAUAUGCCAUUGGACCGUUUGUGACGUAUCAGGCUCUGCAAUGGUGCUGCAUUGUGGUGCCAAUAAUCUUUGAUGUCUUCUUUUUCUUGAUGCCCGAGAGUCCUUAUUAUUUUGCCGGCAAGGGUCGCAAAACCGAUGCAUUGCGUUCCCUGCAAUUCUUGCGUGGUCAGAGCUCACAAGGCGUACAUGACGAAAUGGCAACUAUUCAGGCAAAUGUAGAGGACGCGAUGGCCAACAAGGGAACCAUGAUGGAUCUUUUCAAGAAUGCCGGAAAUCGCAAGGCAUUGUUUAUCUGCGCCGGCCUCAUCUCGUUCCAACAGUUGUCGGGCAUCAAUGUGGUACUCUUUAAUAGCCAAUCGAUCUUUGCCAGUGCCAACACUGGCCUGGAUCCGGCCGUGGCCACCAUUAUCAUUGGUUGUGUCCAGGUUGCAUCCUCGGGGCUAACUCCCAUUGUGGCCGACCGUUUGGGCAGAAAAAUUAUGCUUUUGAUCUCGGCCAGUGUGAUGUCAAUUGGAUUGGCGGCUCUCGGUGCCUUCUUCUACAUGCAAUUGGUGGUACAGGAUAUCUCUAUGGUCGGUUGGAUGCCAGUGCCAGCUUUGAUUAUCUACAACAUUGUCUACUGUACUGGGUUUGGGCCGUUGCCAUGGGCGGUUCUCGGUGAAAUGUUCCCUGCAAAUAUUAAAUCGGCUGCCUCCUCAGUGGUCGCCUCCACUUGUUGGACUCUAGGUUUUGUUGUGACUCGCUGGUAUCCAGCCCUCGAUGCCCUUGGAUCGUACUAUUCCUUCUGGCUAUUCGCCGGCUUUAUGGUGGUGGCCAUCUUUUUUGUCCUCUUUGUGGUGAUGGAGACAAAAGGUCUUAGUCUGCAGCAGAUCCAGGAUCGUCUUAAUGGCAAACGCAACUAAAAUCGAUUAGAUUCAUGCCAUAUAUAUUGGAUUCUAUGUAUAUUAGUUUGUAAGCCUCAUAUACAAAGUAUUUUUUAUCUAGUUUUAAGCAGACACUCAAAUUUCCAAAGUCUUGUUAAUAAUAUUGUUUAUAUAUAAUAAAAUAAAAACUUGCUGAAUUAUUUAAACUAUA